AUGUCUCCGGGAGCGGAUCGGAUGGCAAAAUCCGAUUCAAAACUAGAAGCCAGCUUGCGGGACCUGCUGAAAGCAAUAGAGAAAGCAAACCUCAAGGAAAAGGAAAUUUACGCAUUGUUCGGUCCGGUUCGGUGGCGUUUGUGGCGUAAAGUGGUGUUCCGAUGGUGUACCGGAAUGCUGAUGUUUAUGGCCAUGUGCUUAGCCGUCGUUUACGUUCCAACGGUGAACUGGCAUGUGGCGGCAGUUGGCCGGUUGGUCAUGCUCGAGCUCCUACCAUAUUGGGAUUGGACUCCACUGUAUCGUGCUAAAUGUUUGAUUGCUAAAUCAAGUGAAAAUGCUGGCACGGAUAAAUUGGAAAUACUACCAGCUUUUCCGGACGAUUGUGCCGUUUGCCAGAAUGUGGAAACAAUUUCAUCGCGCGAAAAUGUGUCCUACGAAACAUUAUUUCGACAUCACCUGAUUCGCAAAGUUCCAACCGUCGUCAAGAAUGCCCAUCCACCUUGGAAUGCAAACGUACGCUACGGAAGCGAUUGGAAAAGAUUCGCAGCGGACCUCGAAGACCUGCUGUUCGCCAAUCCUUGCGACUUUCGCACCAACCUUCUGUUCAAAGCUUCCACGGCCAAGACGUCCGCUCUGGCGCGCAUGCUGGACCUCAUUGGCGAAUUCAAAUCCGAUGCCGAAGGCCCCGACGGUUGGUUCGUUCAGCUGCGAAACUGUGCUCUUAAACCGCUGAAGAAAACGAGAGUCAUGUUCCGAAAGCCAUACUUCUACGCCCCCCACUGGGAACCGCCAUACACCAGCUGGGUGCUGCUUUCGCAGGCCUACCGAGGAUCGUUUGAACUGACACCGCAUGUGGCCGGACUGGUGAUAGUGAACCAACUGCGUAGCCAGCUGCAGCUAACGCUAAGACCACGAACGGAAUGUGAGGGAUUAUGUCGUCCCAUGUGGCUUACGCUUCGGGAGCAGCAAUCUUUGGUGUUUUCUACCGCCCUGUGGAACUUGAGCUACUUUCCAUCGGAACUUAAUCAGACUUCCGUGACGUUCGUUACCGAAACGUACGAAGAUGUGUAA
This is a messenger RNA of Anopheles coustani, 1071 nucleotides long. RefSeq lists its product as uncharacterized. Lineage: Eukaryota; Metazoa; Arthropoda; Insecta; Diptera; Culicidae. The transcript has 2 exons. The record is from RefSeq and is a predicted model, not a curated record. The coding region runs from base 1 to 1071 and encodes 356 amino acids.